UGUUAAGUACUCACUUCUUAAAGUGUGCGCAGCACAUCACAACGUAAUCAAUCACAUACCACGCUUAUGCAAGACAGCGAGAGCCAAAAUGAAAUUUACACUUACGAUCUUCAUAGGACUUGGCCUGUUGGUGGCUGCUGAAUGCCAUCCUUUAGGUCAGAAAGAAGCUUACGAGCAGUUGAUGAAGCUGUUGGGUACUCCUAUUAAACCCGAACGUUAUUCCUACGAAAACUAUGCUUUUUCCAAGGGAUACAGCAGCUAUAAAGUGACGUCAUUCAAUUGGCGAUCGUGCGAUACGUCCGCUCCAGUACAAGCCACCGUAACGCUGACUCCUGACCCUCUUGUAGUUCCUGGUAACGUGACUGUUGCGUUCAAUGCUUCUGUAGGCGUUGACAUCGAGUCAAAGGUCAAGUUGGAAUUGACUGUCAAGAAGAAGGUUGUAGUAUGGAUUGACGUUCCAUGUAUUGACAAUGUUGGUUCAUGUACCUAUGAUGACGUUUGCACACUCAUCAGUGCCGGAACACCCUGUCCUGAUCCUCUGCCAAAGUAUAACAUCCCCUGCCACUGCCCUCUGACUAAGGGCGACUACAUCCUUCCCGCCAGCGAGUUUGAGAUUCCUUCGUCGAACUUGCCGGGCAUCAGCGGGGACUAUCAAGUGUCGGCCAAACUGAGCCACAAUGGACAGCAACUGGCUUGCUUUGAUAUCGACGCAUCAGUGGCCUAAACCCUUCUAGACUAUCAAAUUGUAUUUGACAAAAACAUAAUGACUAUAUAUGGGCACAUCAUGACUAUAUAUGGGCACAUCAUGACUAUAUAUGGGCCCAUCAUGACUAUAUAUGGGCACAUCAUGACUAUU
Messenger RNA from Anneissia japonica, 856 nucleotides. RefSeq names its product ganglioside GM2 activator-like. Gene Ontology annotation, molecular function: lipid carrier activity; enzyme activator activity. The record is from RefSeq and is a predicted model, not a curated record. The coding region runs from base 89 to 724 and encodes 211 amino acids. Gene Ontology annotation, biological process: ganglioside catabolic process; lipid transport. The transcript is spliced from 4 exons. NCBI's taxonomy places the organism in Eukaryota, Metazoa, Echinodermata, Crinoidea, Comatulida, Comatulidae. Gene Ontology annotation, cellular component: cytoplasmic side of plasma membrane.